Molecule: messenger RNA, 2619 nt
Organism: Vicia villosa (hairy vetch)
Lineage: Eukaryota; Viridiplantae; Streptophyta; Magnoliopsida; Fabales; Fabaceae
Exons: 3
Coding region: 1-2619 (872 amino acids)
Biological process (GO): DNA integration
Molecular function (GO): RNA-DNA hybrid ribonuclease activity; nucleic acid binding
Source: RefSeq, a predicted model, not a curated record
AUGACUGCUGAGUCAAUUCAUUUGGCUCGAAUUACGGCUUAUUUAGCCGAAACUAAAUUGAAAGCGACUCUAGAAGCCGAUUUAGAUGAAAAUAUGGCUUUAGAGGCCAUGCUCACCAACGAAGGUACUCAAUCUAACAAAAAAUUAGAUUCUGAGUUUGAAAGGUUUGAUGGGAUUUAUGAUGACGAACCCUUUGGGUUCGAAAAGGAUCCAGACGAACCUCAUAGAAGGAUCAAAGCUCAAGAUCCUCUCGAGGAGAUCGACUUGGGUGAAAAUUCACUUCGACGACCAACUUAUAUGCCUGGUUUGAGUCGAACUGUGGUAAAACAUCAAUUGCCAUUAAAAUUGGGACAAAAGCCAGUAAAACAAGCUCCAAGAAGAUUCGCCCCAGAAGUCAUGGCGAAAAUCAAAGUAGAGAUUGAACGACUUUUAAAAAGCAAGUUCAUUCAAACUGCAAGGUAUGUCGAAUGGUUAGCUAAUAUAGUACCUGUCAUUAAGAAAAAUGGGACACUUCGUGUGUGUAUAGAUUUCAGGGAUCUGAAUCGUGCUACUCCCAAAGAUGAAUAUCCCAUGCCUGUGGCUGAAAUGUUAGUUGACUCAGCUGUAGGUUUGAAGUAUUUGAGUAUGUUAGAUGGUUAUUCAGGAUAUAACCAAAUUUUUAUUGCUGAAGAGGACAUACCUAAAACAGCAUUUAGAUGCCCAGGUGCUUUAGGUACUUAUGAAUGGGUGGUGAUGCCGUUUGGUUUAAAAAAUGCUGGGGAUUUCCUUGGUUUCGUGGUGCAUAAAAAAGGCAUUGAGAUAAACAAAAAUAAGACCAAGGCAAUUUUGGAGUUGCAAGCGCCAGACACAAAAAAGCAGUUGCAAUCAUUGUUGGGGAAAGUUAAUUUCUUGAGGAGAUUUAUCUCAAAUCUGAGUGGAAAGACGAAGCUCUUUUCGUCGUUGCUCAAACUCAAGAAUAAUGAUGUAUUCAAAUGGGAAGAGGAACAUCAACAUGCGUUUGAUCAAAUCAAGGCUUACUUGACGAAGCCUCCUAUUUUAAUACCCCCAAAUAGAACUAAGAGCAUGAAAUUGUACAUAGCUGUAUCUGAUUCGAUAAUAGGGAGCAUGUUAGCCCAAAAAGAUGAUCAUGGCGUCGAAAGAGCUAUUUAUUAUCUAAGUCGAAUUUUAGUGGAUGCAGAAACUAGAUAUUCUGAUAUUGAAAAGCUAUGUUUAUGUUUGUACUACUCAUGUAAUAAGUUAAAGCAAUAUAUGAAGCCUGUUGAUGUGUAUGUCUCGUCUCAUUUCGAUAUUAUUAAGCAUAUGUUAUCUAAACCUAUUUUGCAUAGCAGAAUUGGUAAAUGGGCGCUAGCUUUAACUGAAUUCUCUUUAACAUAUGUUCCUUUGAAAGCUAUGAAAGGACAGAUAGUAGCUGAUUUCAUAGUUGAUCAAGGAUUGACCGAUGUAUCAAUAAAUAUGGUCACUCAGACUACGUGGCAGUUAUAUUUUGAUGGUUCUAGUCAUAGAAAUGGGUCAGGUAUAGGGGUUUUGAUUAUAUCUCCCCAGGGAAUACCUUCGACAUUUAAGUACAAAAUUAGUGAAGCUUGUUCUAAUAAUGAGGUAGAAUAUGAAGCUUUGAUUACAGGAUUGAGAGCUCUUUUGGACUUAGGGGCUACUGAAGUCCAAAUAAAAGGGGACUCUGAGCUUGUUAUUCGACAGAUUACAAAAGAGUAUAAAUGUAUUAAAGAAAAUUUAAUCAUUUACUAUGCUUUAGUAAUCUUGUUAUUGGAUAAAUUUCAUGUGGUGCAUAUAAAUCAUGUGCCUAGGAUUGAAAACAGUGGAGCAAAUAAGCUAGCACAAAUUUCAUCAGGAUAUAGAGUUUCUAAAUAUCGACUGGGGGAGUUAAUUGAAAUCAAAGAAAAAGAAGUCGAACGUCACUACCCUGCUUUGUCAAUAGCAAAAAUUAGGGGGAAAUGUGAAAGGAAAAACGAAGGUUUGGAAACUCAUGAAAGUGGUGAAAUUUUUGAAUUUGAAAUUUUUGCCAUUGACAAUAUGACACAUGCUGAUUGGCGAAAACCAUUGAUACAGUAUUUAAACAUUCCAGUUGGGGUGACUGAUCGGAAGAUUAAGUAUAGGGCUUUGAGUUAUGUCAUGUUGGGAAAUGAACUAUAUAAGAAGACAGCUGAAGGUGUUUUAAUGAAAUGUUUAAGUGAAGCUGAAGCAUUUAUAGUUGUACCCGAAGUACAUAGUGGUGCUUGUGGAGCACACCAAUCAGGACAUAAGAUGAAAUGGCUUUUGUUUCGACGAGGGUUAUACUGGCCAUCAAUGUUAAAAGAUUGUAUUGAAUUUGCAAAAGGGUUCCAAGAAUGCCAGAAGUUUUCAGGUAUUCAACAUGUACCUGCCAGUGAAUUACAUGCAAUAGUGAAACCUUGGCCGUUUCGAGGUUGGGCUUUAGAUUUAAUAGGAGAAAUAAAAUCUGCUUCUUCUAAACAGCAAAAGUAUAUUUUGGUUGGGAUAGAUUAUUUUACGAAAUGGAUAGAGGUUAUUCCAUUGGUGAGUGUUAAUCAAGAAAGUGUGAUUGAUUUCAUACAAAAAUUUAUAAUUUUUAGGUAUGGGAUACCUGUUUACGGUGAUUUCCGGUAA